CGACCACGGCACACCACCAUGCAACGAUCCAUUCGAGUGUCCAUUGACCGCGGCGGCACCUUCACAGACGUCUACGCAGAGAUGGGGACCUCAGCCAGCGACGUGCAAGUCAAAGUAAUCAAGCUCCUGUCAGAAGACCCUGCCAACUACCCCGACGCCCCUCGGGAAGGGAUUCGUCGCAUUUUAGAAGAAUUUACGGGCAUUCCUCAUCCUCGCAAUCAACCCGUGGACACCUCGCGGUUGGAAUACAUCCGCAUGGGGACAACAGUGGCGACUAAUGCGUUGCUCGAGCGCAAUGGGGAGCGCACCGCGCUUGUCAUCACAAAAGGCUUCCGCGAUUUGCUCUAUAUUGGCAACCAAUCUCGCCCCAAAAUUUUCGACCUGGAAAUCACGUCGCCCGAUAUGCUGUACGAGGAAGUGGUGGAAGUGAACGAACGCGUGCAGCUCGUGUUUGAGAACGACCGCCGACCCACCGACAUCCGCGGGGUCAGCGGCGAUUACGUCCGCGUCUUGGGCCCGCUCGACCUCGUCGACCUUCGCGCGCAACUUUCGGCCGUGCGCGCCAAGGGGAUCAAGAGCGUCGCGGUUGUGCUCGUGCACUCGUACACGUUCACCCAACACGAACAACAGAUCGGAUCGUUGGCGCAUGAACUUGGCUUUUCCCAGAUCUCGUUGUCGUCGGAGAUCAUGCCCAUGAUCAAGAUGGUGCCGCGCGGGUUCACGUCGUGUGCCGAUGCGUACCUGACCCCUGUCAUCAAGGACUAUUUGCACUCGUUUUGCUCGGGCUUUGACUCCAACUUGAGCGACGUCAAGAUCAGCUUUAUGCAAUCCGACGGUGGACUCACCCCCAUGUCGUCGUUCUUUGGGAACCGCGCCAUCUUGUCCGGUCCUGCCGGCGGCGUCGUCGGGUAUGCUCGCACAACCCGUCCUCCUCGUCUUCCGGCGCCGUUGCCAGUCAUUGGAUUCGACAUGGGCGGCACCUCCACCGACGUGUCGCGCUACGACGGCACGUUCGAGCACGUGUUUGAAAGCGUGACGGCCAACGUCCCCAUCCGCGCCCCUCAGCUGGACAUCCAAACGGUGGCAGCGGGCGGCGGCUCUCGCUUGUUUUACAAGAACCAGCUGUUCGUCGUGGGCCCCGAAAGCGUGCGCGCACACCCAGGCCCCGUGUGCUACCGCAAAAACGGCUACCUCAGUGUCACCGACGCGAAUUUGGUCACGGGGCGCAUCGUCCCCCAGUUUUUCCCGCACAUUUUCGGCCCGUUGGAGAACGAGCCGUUGGACGUGGAAGGCACCCGCAAGGCGUUUCAAACGCUCUCGGACGAAAUCAAUGCGUCCCAACAGACGGCGUAUUCCGUGGAAGCGAUUGCGUCGGGCUUUUUGCGUGUCGCGAACGAAGCCAUGUGUCGCCCGAUUCGAAACUUGACCCAGAUGCGAGGAUUUGACAUUACGACGCACGUGCUGGCGUGCUUUGGCGGCGCCGGACCGCAACAUGCGUGCUCGAUUGCAAAGGCCCUCGGGAUGAGCAAAGUGUACAUUCAACGAUACAGCGGUAUCUUGUCUGCGUACGGAUUGAGCUUGGCAGACAGCGUCAUUGACAAGCAGUGGCCUGCGUCGUGCCCGUACGUUGCGUCUGAAAAGCCGUCGUUGGUGGCCAAACUGCAAUCGCUGGCGUCGGUUGUGUUGGCGGACCUCAAGGCCGAAGGGUUUGACGAAACCCAUAGCACGUUGGAGUACUUUCUCAACCUCCGUUACGAGGGCACGGACACUGCGCUGAUGACGCGCGCGGUGCUGCCUGCGGGCACGACCGUACAAGCUGGCCUGUUGGCGUUUGACUUCGACACGGCAUUCACGACCAAGUACCAGCAAGAGUUUGGGUUUCUGCUCCAUGCGCGGUCCGUGCUGGUCGACGACAUUCGCGUCCGGGGGACGUUUUCGCCGCCAUCCAACUCGCAAUCGACCCCCACGACGAUUUCAACCACGUCGGCCUCGCCCCAUGCGACGACGCCGCUGUACUUUGACGAACUCAACGCGUGGAAACCCGUGCCCGUGUACUUGCACUCGGAGAUGCUCCACACGCAAACGGUGGUACAAGGGCCGGCCAUCAUCAUGCAAAACCAAGCCACGGUGGUCGUGGAAUCGGAAUGGACGGCCGAAAUCUUGCCCAAUGGCGACUUGUACCUGUACUUGUCGGCUCCGUCGUCGGCCCUGGCAGACCAAGUGCACGACCAAGACGUGGCCCCAGUCGUCGUGAUGGACCCGAUCCAAUUGUCUGUCUUUUCCCAUCGCUUCAUGGGUAUCGCCGAACAAAUGGGGCGUACGUUGGCGCGCACGUCCGUGUCUGUCAACAUCAAGGAACGAUUGGACUUUUCCUGCGCGUUGUUUGGGCCGGACGGCGGGCUCGUCGCCAACGCCCCGCACUUGCCCGUACACUUGGGGGCGAUGCAGCAAGCCGUGAAAUUUCAAAUGCAACAUUGGGGCCACGACAUUGUCGAAGGCGACGUGCUCGUGUCCAACCAUCCGCAGUUGGCGGGGGGUAGUCACUUGCCAGACAUUACCGUGAUGACCCCCGUGUUUGAAAGCGGGCGCAUCGUGUUCUUCGUCGCGAGUCGCGGCCACCACGCCGACAUUGGCGGGAUUGCACCGGGUUCGAUGCCCCCGCUGUCCAAAACGCUGACGGAAGAAGGCGCGGCGAUUGUCGCGUUCAAGUUGGUGGAUGGGCGGUCGGGCCAGUUCCAAGAGCAAGGGAUCACUGACAUUUUGCUGCAAAAAGGCAAAGUCGACUCGAACGGCCGCCCUGCGAUCGGGACGCGCAACCUGCGUGACAAUCUGUCUGACUUGAAGGCCCAAGUGGCCGCCAACCAGCGCGGCGUGCUGCUCAUGCACGAUUUGAUUGCCGAGUAUUCGCUCCAAGUCGUGACGGCGUACAUGUACUUUAUCCAGGAAUCGGCCGAAAAAGCCGUGCGAAACAUGCUGCACACGUUCUCCCUCGCGCAACAUCUGCCCGAAGUCGGUAGCGUGUCAGCCGAAGACUUUAUGGACGACGGCACGCGCCUCGCGCUCAAGAUCACCAUUGACCGACGCACCGACAGCGCAAUCUUCGACUUCACCGGCACGGGCGCCGAAGUGUACGGCAACAUCAACGCCCCGCCCGCGGUCACGUACUCUGCGAUCAUUUACUGCUUGCGAUGCCUCUUGGACGGCGACGAUUUGCCGUUGAACCAAGGAUGCCUCACCCCCAUCCAAGUCAUCUUUCCUGAGAAUGGCAGCAUCCUCAACCCGAGCUCGACGGCCGCUGUCGUCGGCGGCAACGUCACCACGUCCCAGCGCGUCACGGACGUCAUCUUCCUCGCGUUUCGCGCAUGUGCAGCGUCCCAGGGCUGCAUGAACAACCUCACAUUUGGCUCGUCGACGCUGGGCGGGUACUACGAAACGAUCGCGGGCGGGGCGGGUGCCGGCCCCCACUGGCACGGCCGCAGCGGAGUCCACACCCACAUGACCAACACUCGGAUCACCGACCCCGAAAUUCUCGAGAAGCGGUACCCAGUCUUGUUGAAUGCGUUUGGCCUGCGCCAAGGGUCGGGCGGCGUCGGCAAGUUUGCCGGGGGCGAAGGAGUUCACCGCGAGCUCAAAUUCCUCGUGCCCAUGACUGUGAGCAUCUUGUCGGAGCGACGAGCAUUCCAACCGUAUGGCUUGUACGGGGGGGGACCUGGUGCCCGAGGUCACAACUUGUUGACGUACACGGAUGGCCGAACCAUCAACUUGGGCGGGAAGAACACGGUGGAGGUGCUAGCAGGCGAUAUACUCACCAUCUUGUCACCGGGCGGGGGCGCUUAUGGUGCCGCCACGCCUUAACAUUCACAAAACAUAUAUAUGUUCAACUCUGUAUGAUUCAUUCGUCAAGUCCACUGUGUUCCAACGUUAUGACACUUCGCAUUCCCGUACCAGUUUGAGGCUAUGAAUAUAGUACACUACUG
Molecule: messenger RNA, 3977 nt
Organism: Aphanomyces astaci
Lineage: Eukaryota; Oomycota; Saprolegniomycetes; Saprolegniales; Verrucalvaceae
Exons: 18
Coding region: 19-3855 (1278 amino acids)
Biological process (GO): glutathione metabolic process
Cellular component (GO): cytosol
Molecular function (GO): 5-oxoprolinase (ATP-hydrolyzing) activity
Source: RefSeq, a predicted model, not a curated record